Messenger RNA from Neopsephotus bourkii (Bourke's parrot), 2454 nucleotides. RefSeq names its product von Willebrand factor C and EGF domains (gene VWCE). Gene Ontology annotation, molecular function: protein binding; calcium ion binding. Gene Ontology annotation, biological process: cellular response to virus. Gene Ontology annotation, cellular component: cytoplasm. The record is from RefSeq and is a predicted model, not a curated record. The transcript has 22 exons. Bases 1 to 2454 code for a protein of 817 amino acids. Lineage: Eukaryota; Metazoa; Chordata; Aves; Psittaciformes; Psittacidae.
AUGGAAGCAGGCACCAGUAGUGGAGUGGAUUGCAGUCACCGGGAGGAGGAGGAGGAGGAGCAGGGCCAAGGGCCCAGGCUGCGGAGCGAGGCAGGAGCGAGCCGCAAGCCCCCGGUCAUGCUGCGGGCGCUGCUGCUCCUCGCUGCCGCCGCCUCCCUCCUCGGCCCCGGUGCCCCGGGCUCGGCGCACCCCGGGAGGAAGAACCCGCCCGGCUUUGCGGUCCAGAGGCGCCGCUUGGGUCCCCACGUCUGCAUCUCCGCCUUGGGCAGCGGAUGCUGUCCCGGGUGGAUGCUGGCCCCGGGCAGCGGGCAGUGCACCCUGCCCCUGUGCCCCUUCGGCUGCGGCUCUGGGCUCUGCAUCGCUCCCAACCUCUGCUCCUGCCCCGAUGGCGAGCAGGGCAUCACCUGCGCAGAGCCCCCGGGGACGUGCGGGGAGUACGGCUGCGACCUGGCCUGUAACCAGGGUGGGUGCCAGGAGGUGGCCCGCGUCUGCCCGCUCGGCUUCUCCAUGGUGGAGACCUCCAACGGGAUCCGCUGCACCGACAUCGACGAGUGCCUGAGCGCGGCCUGCGAGGGGCGCUGCGUGAACACCGAGGGCGGCUUCGUCUGCGAGUGCGGCCCCGGGAUGCAGCUCUCUGCCGACCGGCACCGAUGCCGGGACACAGAUGAGUGCUUGGCCACCCCAUGCCAGCAUCACUGCAAGAACAGCAUCGGCAGCUACCGCUGCUCCUGCCGGCCCGGGUACCAUCUCCAUGGGAACAGGCACUCCUGUGUGGAUGUCAACGAGUGCCGGAGGCCCGGGGAGCGCCGUGCGUGCCAGCACUCCUGCCACAACACCCCAGGCAGCUUCCAAUGCUCCUGCCGGCCUGGGUACCGCCUCAGUGGGGAUAGGGUGUCCUGUGAAGGUUACCCCAAAUCCAUCCUGGCGCCAUCGCCCAUCCUUCAAUCCCUGCAGCAUCCUCCCACCCUGCUCCUGCUCCCUCCGCCUGGAUCCGGAGCAUCCCUAUUGGUCCCCAGGGGCUCCCCUUCAUCCCAGCUCCCCGCUGCGGCUCCCGGGACCCAAUUCCCUCCUUCCUCUCCGGUGUUCCCAGCAACGGAGCCAUCCCAACACGGAGCUCCUGCAUCCUCCACCCCAUCAGCCCCGCGCUGCUGGGACCGGGGCAUCCCAAGGGAUCCCGGUGCUCGAUGGAUGGAGCCGGGAUGCAGGAGCUGCUCCUGCCUGGGGGGACAAGUGCUCUGUGAGGCCGUGACCUGCCCCACUGUGCCCUGUUCCCAUCCAUUGCCUGCUCCGAGCGGGAGCUGCUGCCCCACUUGUGCAGGCUGCCUGCACGAAGGGGUGGCCCGGGCUGAGGGUGACGUCUUCUCCUUGUCCGAUGGGAACUGCACCGUCUGUGUCUGCCUGGCUGGGAACAUCUCCUGCAUCUCCCCCGAGUGCCCCCCUGGCUCCUGCCCCAGCUCCUCCUCAUCCGACUGCUGCUCCUGCCAGCCCGCCAAGUGCAGCUUUCGGGGUCGGACGUACGCGCACGGUGCCCGCUUCAGCCUGGAUGAGGAUGAGUGCACCACCUGCGUCUGCAGGGCUGGCGAGGUCGAGUGCUCCUUCGCCCCCUGCCCUGCCCUCGAUUGUCCCCAGCACCAGCAGCAGCUGAGCCCCGGGCAGUGCUGCUUCAGCUGCAGGGAGACCCCGGCCCCUGCCGGCUGCUUCCUGGAUGACAACGGCGUGGAGCUCCCCAUUGGACAGAUCUGGUCUCCGGGCGAUCCCUGUGAGUUAUGCAUCUGCCAGGCUGAUGGCUCCGUGAGCUGCAAGAGGACAGACUGCGUGGAGACGUGUCCCUAUCCCAUCCGCAUCCCUGGGCAGUGCUGCCCCGACUGCUCCGCGGGCUGCACUUACAUGGGGAGGAUCUUCUACAACAACGAGACCUUCCCCUCCGUCCUGGACCCGUGCCUCAGCUGCAUCUGCCUGUUGGGAUCAGUGGCCUGCUCCCCCAUGGACUGUGCCAUCUUCUGCACGUACCCCUUCCACCCCGAGGGCGAGUGCUGCCCUGUCUGCAACGACUGCAACUACCAAGGUCGGAAGGUGGGGAAUGGCCAAAGCUUCACCCCCGAGGGCCAGCCCUGCACCCGCUGUACCUGCCAGCUCGGGGAGGUGAGCUGCGAGCAGAGGCUGUGCCCCCGGUCCUGCGCGGAGCUCGCUGCGCCCUGCCCGGCUCCAGCCACAGACGUCCGGCUCCCGCUGCAGAGCAGUGACCUGGCCCCAUCCCCAUCAUCCCCAUCCGCAUCCCCAUCCCCAUCCCCAUCCCGGGCUGGGGACCCCCCCGAGGCCACGCUGAGCCCCUCGGGGCACCCAUCUCUGCCCCCCAAUGCCCCCUCUGAGGCCGGAGCCCCCCCGGCUCCCACAGGCAGCCCCAGAGCUCAGGGACCCCCCAGGGACACGGAGGGCAGAGGGGAUGCCCCAUAG